AAGAAGCAGAAGAAAGAGAAAAUGAAAUUAGAAAAUGGUGAGCUGAAACAACACGCCACACACAGAAUUAUACAGAAACUAGAAAGUGUAAUUAAGCAUAUUCUUACCCAUUAAUCUCUCACCUUUAUUGUGUCAUCCAACCUCAAUCUCCGUUUCCAGAUCCCCAAGAACACAGCUCAACAAAAAAGUACUUUAAAAAGACUCUCUUUCUCCCUCUAUCUCUCUAUAUAUAUUUCUCACUAGCUCUUUCACACACACACACACUUUUUCUCUCUCUAUCUCCUCUCUAAUUCACACAUCAAGAUUCAAGAAUCAACAACAUCCUUGAAAUGAAUAUUGAGGAAGAGGGAGCCACUCAUAAGAGGAAGAAGAGAGAGAUGGGUAGAGGGAAGAUAGAGAUAAAGAAGAUAGAGAAUCAGACGGCGAGGCAAGUGACCUUCUCCAAGAGAAGAACUGGUCUUAUAAAGAAGACUCGUGAGCUCUCUAUUCUCUGUGACGCUCACAUCGGUCUCAUCGUCUUCUCAGCCACCGGAAAGCUUUCCGAGUUCUGCUCCGAACAGAACAGGAUGCCUCAACUCAUUGACCGAUACUUGCAUACCAACGGAUUGCGACUUCCUGAUCAUCAUGACGACCAGGAGCAAUUGCACCAUGAGAUGGAACUACUAAGAAGAGAGACAUGUAACCUUGAGCUUCGUCUGCGUCCAUUCCAUGGACAUGACUUAGCCUCCAUUCCUCCUAAUGAGCUUGACGGACUCGAGAGACAGCUAGAACAUUCUGUCCUCAAAGUCCGUGAGCGUAAGAAUGAGUUAAUGCAGCAACAGUUGGAGAAUCUAAGCAGAAAGAGGAGGAUGCUAGAAGAAGAUAACAACAACAUGUACCGUUGGCUUCAUGAGCAUCGUGCAGCGAUGGAGUUUCAACAAGCUGGGAUAGAUACCAAACCAGGGGAGUAUCAACAGUUUAUAGAGCAGCUUCAGUGCUAUAAACCAGGGGAGUAUCAGCAGUUUCUAGAGCAGCAGCAACAACAACCAAACAGCGUUCUUCAGCUUGCUACACUUCCUUCUGAGAUUGAUCCUACUUACAAUCUCCAGCUUGCUCAGCCUAAUCUUCAAAACGAUCCAACGGCCCAGAAUGAUUAAUACAAUUCUCAAUAGAUAUCUACUCUUUCUUUAUGGAGACAGAUUCAUGAACUUUUAUUACCUAUAUUUUGAUAAGCCAGUGUCUUCUUUUGUGUGGCUAUGGAAACCUUGUUUAAAGCACAAUGCACUUGAGUUCUUGGUUAUAUAAUUAAUCAUCAUUAUUACAUAUUUUCCAACUAAAGAUCAUCUGUUUAUGUAAUGAAACACCCUUGUUC
Messenger RNA from Arabidopsis thaliana (thale cress), 1351 nucleotides. RefSeq names its product K-box region and MADS-box transcription factor family protein (gene TT16). Gene Ontology annotation, molecular function: protein dimerization activity; RNA polymerase II transcription regulatory region sequence-specific DNA binding; DNA binding. Gene Ontology annotation, biological process: regulation of DNA-templated transcription; floral organ development; positive regulation of transcription by RNA polymerase II. The record is from RefSeq and is marked reviewed. Gene Ontology annotation, cellular component: nucleus. Bases 330 to 1136 code for a protein of 268 amino acids. The transcript is spliced from 7 exons. Lineage: Eukaryota; Viridiplantae; Streptophyta; Magnoliopsida; Brassicales; Brassicaceae.